This is a messenger RNA of Microthlaspi erraticum, 1056 nucleotides long. The record is from the annotation of a GenBank genome assembly. NCBI's taxonomy places the organism in Eukaryota, Viridiplantae, Streptophyta, Magnoliopsida, Brassicales, Brassicaceae.
AUGCCUGCUCCGUAUAGGCAAAACUCAAGGAAUCUGAGAGAGAGACCAAGAGAAGUCGUGGCCAAGAAUGCAAACUCUCCACCAAACAACAUCGAGUCAGAGAUUUUCACGUUCCGUGAGUUAGCCACCGCGACGAAUAGUUUCAGACAAGAGAACCUCAUCGGAGAAGGCGGUUUUGGGCGUGUUUACAAAGGAAAGCUCGAAAAGACAGGACAGGUCGUGGCAGUGAAACAGCUUGAUAGGAAUGGACUACAAGGCCAAAGAGAGUUCUUGGUCGAGGUUUUGAUGCUAAGUCUUCUUCAUCAUUCGAAUCUUGUGAAUCUCAUCGGCUAUUGCGCCGAUGGAGACCAAAGGCUUCUUGUUUACGAGUACAUGCCUCUUGGUUCCCUGGAAGAUCAUCUCCUCGAACUUGAACCGGAACAGAAACCACUAGAUUGGAACUCACGUAUCAAGGUCGCUUUAGGAGCGGCAAAAGGACUUGAGUAUCUCCACGACAAGGCCAGUCCUCCAGUGAUUUACCGAGAUCUUAAAUCGUCAAACAUUUUGCUUGACCGAGAUUACGAGGCCAAACUAUCCGAUUUCGGUUUAGCAAAGCUUGGUCCUAUUGGAGACACACUUCACGUGUCUUCCCGAGUUAUGGGAACUUACGGUUACUGUGCACCCGAGUAUCAAAGAACCGGUCAUCUCACGGUUAAAUCAGAUGUGUACAGCUUCGGAGUUGUGCUGUUGGAGCUUGUAACCGGAAGAAGAGUCAUCGACACAAUGAAACCUAGCCAUGAACAGAAUCUUCUUACUUGGGCACAACCGAUUUUCAGAGACCCUACUAGAUUCGCGACGCUAGCCGAUCCACUUCUCCGAGGUAAAUUCCCGGAGAAGAGUUUGAACCAAGUUGUAGCUGUAGCGGCGAUGUGUCUGCAUGAAGAGCCUACGGUUCGACCACUAAUGAGCGACGUUGUUACAGCACUGAGCUUCCUUGGUGCAUAUCCUGAUUCCUCCAAUAGUACCGUUCCUAGCCAUUUGCAACAAGAUCGGUCACGGAAGUAUUAUGAUGCAUAG